AAAGCAGAGGAGGAGCAGCGCCGCGCUUCACUCGACAGCCUCCCACAGCUCCGCAGAGAGGAGCAGCUCCACUCCGGCUCCAUCUCGCCGCCACCUCCUGCCCUUUUUUUUUUCCAAUUUCUUUUUUUUUGCCCUCCUCUCCUUCGCUAAAGCAAGCAAAAGAGGAAGAGAAGGAUAAUUGCGUUUCUGGCGGCCACCCCGUGGGAUCAUGGGAUAUAUGACCUCAUCAUUCACCUGCGAGCCUCUUCACUGAGCAUAGACGUACAAUGGACACAGCAGUGGAGGCGGACCCCGCCCGCGACAUCGGUAGCCCCCCCGCAUCCCCCCUCCCUUGCAGCAGCGUGCCCACCCAGGAGAUUGACAAGGACAGCAAGCAGAGCCUUUGUCACCAGACGGCAGUGCAGAAAAAAGUCAAGGCCAAAGGCAAGCUUGUGCGCAGCAUGGCUGUGUGUGACGACAAGGAAGAACACCUUCAGGCGCCGACGUCCGAGAGCGCUUCCUGUCCGGAGGAGGAAGUGGAGAAGAGCAGCUCACCUGACAAAGAGAGCAGCGUGGAGUACCGCGACUCGACGGGCGUGGACCUUCAACGUUUCAUCGUUGACACGCUCAACAGCAACCCCAGAGACCGCAUGAUGAUGCUCAAGCUAGAGCAGGACAUGGUCACCUUCAUCAUGGGAGACAGCACGUUCAAGAAGUUCCCGCACAUGUCUUCGUACCAUCGCAUGCUGGUGCACCGCGUGGCCGCCUUCUUCGGCAUGGAGCACAACGUGGACCAGACGGGAAAGUCGGUCAUCAUCAACCGCACCAGCAGCACACGCAUACCGGAGCAACGUUUUCUGGACCAGGUUCAGGAGGACAAAGCCACAGAGAUCCCACACUGGAAAACUAUUUUGAAACGUGACAGCAGCUCAGACGAGCAGACGCGCCGCUACACUUUACGUGACAAGCAAAGUAAGUCAAUGGAGGAGCGAGAGGAAGAGUACCAAAAAGUGCGAGAGAGAAUCUUCAGCCAGGAGCCUCUUUGCACACGGGAGGGCGGCCACGUUGAGAGCAGGCCCUCCGAGGAAUGCAACGCAUACGCCGAGACCCAGAGGAGAAGGCAGCUCUUCAGGGGCAGUCGCGACAGCUCGGGCUCCAGCUGGACGGGCAGCAGCCGGCAAAGCAGCACAGAGACCGACUGUCGCUACGGCAACGAGCCCCGGCCGUGGAGCAGCACCGACUCGGAUUCGUCCUCGUACCAGUGGACUGCCGCCGCCGCCCCCAAGCCUCGCCCCCCGCAGGCCGCCAACUCCGGCUGGGAGCCUCACGGCACAGCAGGUUCCGUUUCUCUCUACAGAGUGUCCUCCGAGCCCCCCACUAUGGCCGAGCCUCCCGCCCACCCCGCCUUCAUCUUGGAGAACGGCAUCCCACCGGGAAGCAUCCUGGUCAACCCGCACACUGGACAGCCUUUCCUGAACCCUGAUGGAAGCCCUGUGGUGUACAACCCGCCUGGUGCUCAACAGCCAAUCAGAAGCCAGAUGCAGGGAGCGCCGGCACAGCAGCCACCACAGCAGGUGUACUCGUCCGUCUCAUACUCAGCCCCGCAGAUGUUGCCUGUGGCCCCCUCGCAGCAAUACCCCGCCGUGGAAGACCUGUCGCAGCAGUUUGCCCACGUGGCUGUCAGCUGUCAACCGGCGAGCGAGCCCGCGCCCCUUUACCCUCCCGCCCAAGGCUUUGUGUUCGCGGCACCGCCUCCGCCGCCGCCCCCGCCCCCUCCCGCUCCUCAUCAACCUCCCAACACCCACAGCUACUGCCAGCCCUCACCGCAGGGUCCUGCCUUCUACUACAGCCAGUAUCCUACCUCAGCUCAACACCCGGUCAAAGCCGCGUCACCUGGCUGCAGCGCAGGUUAUGCCCCCGUGGUGGGUGUCCCGCAGCAACAGUCGUACACAGCCGUGCCACCGCACCACUGUAGCAUUCUUCAGGGCGGUGUCUCUGUGUAUCAACCCGGUAAACUCGGCGAGGCGGGAUACUGCUGUAUGGUGGCACCGCCGCACCCCCACUGUGGUCCCGCCUGGACCACACAACACUGAUGACACACACAAACAUAUAAUCAUCCCACCGCAUGUUCCAACAAAGCACCUCACCUUAACGCACUGUACCAAAGCUUAAGUACAUCUAGACAUUUAUAUAUAUAUAUAUGUAGAAUUGAACACAAAGCUGCUGUAUUGACUGCAUAAUUUAUACUAUACACAAAAUGAGUUUUAUAUUGAUAUGAAAUUAUAUAUAUGUGAUUGAUGCCAAAAAAUGCUCUGUGUAUUCAAUAAACGCACAUGGCAAAGUCCC
Syngnathus acus (greater pipefish) is the source of this 2325-nucleotide messenger RNA. It is a transcript of the gene arpp21, whose product is annotated as cAMP-regulated phosphoprotein, 21. Bases 267 to 2072 code for a protein of 601 amino acids. Lineage: Eukaryota; Metazoa; Chordata; Actinopteri; Syngnathiformes; Syngnathidae. Gene Ontology annotation, cellular component: cytoplasm. Gene Ontology annotation, molecular function: nucleic acid binding. The record is from RefSeq and is a predicted model, not a curated record. The transcript has 20 exons.